UGACACUAUUAUGACAGGACAGACGAAAAUCAAUAUGAUGUGAGAUUUAGCGUGAGAAAAAAUGUCUUUAUAAUCCUCAAAAUAGAAUGAAAGUGUCUAAAAUGGAGGCAAAAAUGACCUUCACCAAACCAACGCGUAAACAGUUAGCAACCACUGCGACAGCAUGUGUCGUAUUUGCAUAUGGUGUGAAGAAACUUUGGCCCCAGUUGUGGAGGAUUUUAAGGAAAAGAAAAACACGAAAGCUAGAGACUGUGUUAAAUAACCUAGAGAAAAAUGCUUCUACAGAAAAGAAAUCAGGUGCCUCUCACAACGUUGAUCGCAUAUUUUACCAGCAACUACGGUAUUUACUGAAAAUAAUUAUACCAUCAGUAUGGUCGAGAGAAUUCGGGAUUUUAGUGCUUCACACUGGAACAUUGUUUGCCAGAACUUUCUUAUCAAUAUAUGUGGCAACACUGGAUGGUCGUAUAGUACAGACAAUCGUAAAACGGGAUUUGCGAAGUUUUCUUAUGAGGUUAACACAAUGGCUCCUAAUUGCCAUACCUGCCACGUUUAUUAAUAGUCUUAUCCGAUUCCUUGAAAGCAAACUUGGUUUGAUGCUGAGAACUCGUCUAGUCAAUCAUGCCUACAAGCAGUACUUCUCUAAUCAGACUUACUACCGUGUCAGCAAUCUGGACAGCAGAUUAGCCAAUGCUGACCAGUGCCUGACAGAUGAUAUCAGUAUGUUUACCCAGUCUUUGGCCCACCUGUAUUCACACCUAACGAAACCCAUGCUGGAUGUAGCCUUGAUAUCUUUUACGCUGUAUUCCUUUGCCAGUAGUAGAGGUGCUAGUUCAAAAUGGCCCACUAUCAUUGCCACCGUAGUAACAAUUAUCACUGCACAAAUUUUGAAGGCUGUCUCUCCAAAGUUUGGAAAGCUUGUAGCUGAGGAGGCAGACAGGAAAGGAUAUUUGAGAUAUAUACACUCAAGAAUCAUCGCAAAUGCAGAAGAAAUUGCUUUUUAUGGAGGACAUAAGGUUGAACAAAGCUUACUGGAAAAAGCAUACAGAGCUCUUGCCAGGCAAACAAACUUGAUUUACAUGAAGAGGCUAUGGUACAUCAUGUUAGAGCAGUUUUUAAUGAAGUAUGGCUGGAGUGCUAGUGGUCUCAUCAUGGUGGCUAUCCCAAUCAUGUCUGCUAGAGGUGGUGGGAUCAGAGCUGAUGGAACUUCUGUGGAUGACGACCCAGACGGAGGAGUGAGUGAGAGAACUAAGGUCUUCACCACCGCCAGAAACUUGCUGAUUAACUCAGCUGAUGCCAUAGAAAGAAUGAUGUCUUCUUACAAAGAAAUCACUGAGCUGGCAGGCUACACAGCCAGGGUCACAGAAAUGUUUGAGGUGUUUGAAGAUGUUAACAAAGGAAAGUAUGAAAGAAGCAUGGUAACUAAGGCAGUUCCUGGAAAGGCAAAACAUGCAAAGAUAACAGGGCCGAUGGAAAUCAUGGGAAAUGUAAUGGACACUGAUGCAACAAUAGACAUUGAGGAUCUACCCAUAAUCACACCCAAUGGAGAUGUCAUAGUGUCCAGUCUAACACUAAAGAUUGAGCCAGGCAUGCAUUUGCUGAUUACGGGACCCAAUGGCUGUGGAAAAUCCUCUUUGUUUCGGAUUCUCAGUGGACUGUGGCCAGCGUACAAGGGAAAGCUGUACAAACCUCCCCCAAGUAAAAUGUUCUACAUCCCUCAGAGACCAUACAUGUCGCUGGGAACGUUCCGAGACCAGGUUAUCUACCCUGACACACACGAGGAUAUGAGGGAGAAGGGUUACACAGACAGAGACUUAGAGGAGAUCCUUAAGGUGGUCAAUCUACAGCAGAUUGUAGAGAGGGAAGGAGGCUGGGACUCCAAGAGUGACUGGAAGGAUGUCCUAUCGGGGGGCGAGAAACAACGAAUGGGGAUGGCCCGCAUUUUCUAUCACAAGCCCCAGUUUGCCUUGUUGGAUGAGUGCACCAGUGCUGUGUCAAUUGAUGUUGAAAGCAAGAUUUAUCAGGCAGUGAAGGAUCAUGGGAUAUGUCUCUUGACCAUCACACAUCGUCCAUCUCUGUGGAAGUUUCACACCCACUUGCUGCAGUUUGAUGGGGAGGGGGGCUGGAGAAUGGAGGCCCUGGACACGAACACGCGUCUGUCUCUGAACGAGGAGAAACAGAGAUUGGAGACCCAGCUGGCAGGAAUGCCCACCAUGAAGAACCGACUAAAGGAGCUGUGUUCUAUCCUCGGGGACGACUCCGUACUGCUCUCUAAAACAGACAGUGUGGCAGACUUCCAGACUACAGAGAAUGAGGACUCUUGAUUAAAAUUUAUGAUAGUCUAUUUAACUUAUGAAAUCAAACAAAAAGGUUGCACACACACUCAGUAGUAUUACAGGUAGUUAGGAACUAAAAUUUUCCAAUGUUGUUGCUUACCCUUGUUUAAAAUGCUAGUUACUUACUAUUCACUAUUUCCUUUUAAGAUUUUAUCUUUAUCCAGAAAACUCCUUGAACAAUUUAUCUAUGGUAUACAAUUACUGUAAAUUUCUAUUUCAUUCAAUAAUUGACAUAUCACAAGCCUACAAAGUACAAAUUUUGCACUGGCAUAUCUUACAUCCAAGUUAUUAAAGUUAGUUACCUGAAACAUACUAGGAUGAAACAAUUUACUAUCUGCAAAUAAAGUUUCCCUUGCCAUUUAAAGAACUGAAGAUAUAGAACCCUAUUGCAUUCCAGUUUUCAUUUGUUUACAGUGCUUUUUAAGUUGAGUUAACUUCAUGUGAAUGAUGUUAAUUACCAGAUUCUGAUUUUUACUUCUUAUGUGAUAUACUCUUUUAUGCUAAAUAAAUAAGAUUAAACAAAUUUUAAAAUUUCAUCUUUUAUAAAAAUGUUUUAAUAGAGAAUUUAGCCAUGGACCACACCAUUAUACAAGUAUUAAUUUGUUUUUUGUGAUACAAAGUACCUUUAUAAUAAAACAUGGCCAGCUACUAUCAGACUUUGUCCAUCAUUUGAAAUUGAACAAUUAUUAUCUUAGGGGUACAGUUGUCUCAUGUUUUGUAACACUUCUUUGAAUGUACAAGAAGACUUUGUGAUAUGAAAUAAAAGAGAAGUUCAAUGCUA
Molecule: messenger RNA, 3114 nt
Organism: Saccostrea cuccullata (small rock oyster)
Lineage: Eukaryota; Metazoa; Mollusca; Bivalvia; Ostreida; Ostreidae
Product: ATP-binding cassette sub-family D member 1-like
Exons: 10
Coding region: 87-2321 (744 amino acids)
Biological process (GO): long-chain fatty acid import into peroxisome; very long-chain fatty acid catabolic process; peroxisome organization
Cellular component (GO): peroxisomal membrane
Molecular function (GO): ATP binding; long-chain fatty acid transmembrane transporter activity; ABC-type transporter activity
Source: RefSeq, a predicted model, not a curated record